AUGGCUCUAAAAAUGGAGGAAAUUUUCUGGCAUGAGAAAUUUUCUUGUGUUGAUAACGAUUUAAUUGAUGAGGUAAUUCCACAGUUGAUCAACGAGCAAACUAAUACUCUUCUUACCAUCCUACCCAGUCCUGAGGAAAUACGAAAUUCCGUUUUUGUUUUAAAUAAAGAGGUUGCUCCUAGUCCUGAUGGGCUUGGAGGGUUCUUUCUUCAUCAUUACUGGGAAAUUUUAAAGUCUGAUGUAAUUAAGUCUGGGUAUUUUGGUUGCAAAAGAGGGGUCAGGCAAGGUGAUCCUCUCCCCCCUCUCCUCUUCUGCCUAGCCAAAGAUGUUCUGAGUAGGGCCAUCUUUAAUCUUGUGGAACAAGGCAAAUUAGAUAUCAUUAAAGGUCCUAAAGGCUCUAGUUUUCCUUAUCAUGCUUUGUAUGCAGAUGAUGUCAUGUUGUUCUACAAAGCGAAAAACUCAAACAUAAAAAACCUUAAAGCUUUGUUUCUUAGAUAUGUUGAGUGCUCAGGUCAAUAUGUUAAUCCUCACAAAUCUAUUAUCUAUGCUGGUUCUAUAUCUCCCAUGAGAUCUUCCUAUCUGGCUAGUUCUAUUGGAUUUUCUGAAGGCUCUCUUCCUUUCCAAUACCUUGGAGUUCCAAUUUUUAAAGGGAAGCCUAAGGUUAUCCAUCUUCAUCCCAUUGUAGAUAGAAUCAAAGAAAAGCUCGCAACUUGGAAAGCAUCCUUGCUUUCUAUGGCAGGAAGAGUCCAAAUUAUCAAAAGUAUAAUACAUGGAAUUCUAACCUACAAUUUACUCAUUUACUCAUGGCCUGCUAGCCCCAUUAAAGACCCAGAGAAGUGCAUGAUAAAUUUUUUUUGGAUUGGGGACUCAAGUAAGAGGAAACUAAUUACUGUAGCCUGGCAUAAAGUUUGUACACCUCAGUCUGAAGGAGGGCUUGGAACCAGAUCUUUGUUUAAAAUCCAUGAGGCGGCUAAAUUGAAACUUUGUUGGGAACUCCUAACUUCGGAUAGACAGUGGGCAAAUUUUCUUAGAUUAAGGGUCAUGAGGAACAAAAUUCCUAUUAAAUACCAUAUUUUCUCUUCUAUUUGGUUAGGCAUUAAGAACCAGUUUCAGAAAAUAGUUGAUAAUUCAACCUGGAAUCUUGGCCAGGGUAACACUAUUAAUUUCUGGACUGAUCAAUGGUGUGGUAAACCCCUAGUAGAGCAACUUCAGAUUCAACAUCACAACCAGCCCUUCUCAAAGGUUGCAGACUUCAUUCUUAAUGGCCAUUGGAAUUUCCCACCUGACCUGUUACUCCUUUUCCCAAGCAUACCAGACAUUAUCAACAAAAUCUGCAUUCCUUUGGAACCUAAGGAGGAUGAACUAAGAUGGAAUCACUCUUCUGAUGGAAACCUUACCCUUAAAGAUGCUUACUAA
Messenger RNA from Vicia faba (fava bean), 1416 nucleotides. NCBI's taxonomy places the organism in Eukaryota, Viridiplantae, Streptophyta, Magnoliopsida, Fabales, Fabaceae. The record is from the annotation of a GenBank genome assembly.